AUGGAACACUUCCUUGAAAAUAGCGCCCGCAUCCGCCAGUCUCAAGUGCCCGAAGAGCAACUGCCCAAAUUGGACAAGAUCAAGAAGGCGUCGUCGUGGCAUCGUGGCGUUGGCUUUUCGCAGGGGCGGGACAUGCGUGCUGUCCGUGUCUUAAAGGGCCACGAGAUUGAAGCAGCACCAGUGGCUGAGAAUGAGGCAAACAACGAAGAUGAGACGGAGCAAUCCCCGACCCAGCCACCAUCUGGCGAAGACACGGGCGAAGACAAAGGAGAAGACAAGGGGGAAGAUAAUGGUGAAGACAAUGCGAACGAGGGCAACACCGAAGAUGAGACGCAGCAAUCGCAGACCCAGCCACCAUCUGGGGAAGACAAGGGUGAAGACAAAGGUGAAGACAACACGAACGAGGUGCUUUGGGCCGCAAACAACGAAGAUGAGACGGAGCAAUCCCCGACCCAGCCACCAUCUGGCGAAGACAAGGGUGAAGACAAGGGCGAAGACAAAGGAGAAGACAAGGGGGAAAAUAAUGGUGAAGACAAUGCGAACGAGGGCAACGAAGAUGAGACGCAGCAAUCGCAGACCCAGCCACCAUCUGGGGAAGACAAGGGUGAAGACAAAGGUGAAGACAACACGAACGAGGCAAACAACGAAGAUGAGGCGGAGCAAUCCCCGACCCAGCCACCAUCUGGCGAAGACAAGGGUGAAGACAAGGGCGAAGACAAAGAAGACAAUGCGAACGAGGGCAAUAACGAAGAUGCGACGCAGCAAGCGCAACCCCAGUCUGGUGAAGACAAUGUAGAAGACACGGGUCAAGACAACGCGAACGAGGCAAACAACGAAGAUGAGACGGAGCAAUCCCCGACCCAGCCACCAUCUGGCGAAGACAAGGGUGAAGACAAGGGCGAAGACAAAGGAGAAGACAAGGGGGAAGAUAAUGGUGAAGACAAUGCGAACGAGGGCAACAACGAAGAUGAGACGGAGCAAUCGCAGACCCAGCCACCAUCUGGGGAAGACAAGGGCGAGGAUCAGGGCGAAGACAAGGGUGAAGACAAAACGAACGAGGCCGUCGUUGGCCCUCCAGAGUUAGAGGCUUCGAGCCCUACAUUUGAAGCAGCGGAAAAGGCUGCAGAUCUCAGCGCCGCCGUUCCCGACGACGACUCGGUUCAUGGCGACUUCACGACGGAUUGUCCUCAGCCAAAAGUUCCAAAGGCCUACCGUUUGACGAAGAGAGGCUUUUGGAGCCCGCAACACGUUCUGCCACAGAAAUUCACCGUGACGCAAUGUGCAGAGACGUGCACUCAGAUGGAGAAGAGGUGGAAGACGUGCUCGCAGUUCAGCUUCCAACCCUCCGGGGAAUGCAGUCUGAGCGUCCCAACGGCCAAAUUUGCGCGCACGGAUUUGUGCAUCUACGGCUUUGAGAAGGACAAAGGUGGAGAGAAAACAACCACGGCCAUCUCGACACAAUCGACUGACAAGAACGAGGGAGCAGGCGAUACGAAUCAAUCGACAGCAUCGGCUGAAGACAAGGGUGACAACGCUGAAGAGAACAAGGGCCUCCAGGGCGAAGAUGAGACAAACGAAUCACCGACUGGUGAAGAGAAGGAUGAAGAGAAGGUAGAUGAGUCGCCGUGGAAGAUCACGUCUCCAACGGCGGUGGCCGCGCCGGCGCCGUCGAAGACGCCCAAGGCGUCGAAGGCGCCCAAGGCGUCGAAGUCGCCCAAGGCGUCGAAGGCGUCGAAGGCGAAGACCCCGAAGGCGGCAGCUCCCCAAUCAGCCUACUGCUCGAGUCCAGCUGAGAGGAACAAUACGCAUGCUGAGAACGUGAGGCAUCAGCUCUGUCAGUUGCUGGCAGAACUGGCUUCACUGCGCAAGACUGGAGGUGGACAAAGUGCGCCGGUGGCAGAGGAGCCGACGCCGACGGUGGGAGGUCAAGAGGUGAUCCCAGAGCCCACCUUGGGCACGGACCAGGUGCAAGAAGAAGCCGUGGCAAAGGCACAGGCAGCUGCUUGGAGGCGACGCGAUGAGGCCCAGAUACUGCCUGAUCCAGCUUGGAAUCCUAGAGUUGUGAGGGGAUCGGGGCUCAAUCACGGGCACUCCGCCGGGGCCCGGCGUUCUAAAGUUGAAGAAUCCACGAUUGUGGCCGCAAAGCCAAGACGCUCGGCAGACUCGGCAGAUGGUGAAGGUGCAGGAUAUCCGAUCGUUUCCAGGGUCCCGCACUGCCGUGCCACGGGAAGCGGAAGCCGCGGCACUGGAGCAGUGGGAGAAGUCGACGCAAGGCCGCCGAGAAAAGCGGAGGAAGCGCUCGAGGAAGCAGCAGUUGAAGCGAAUGAGAUGGCCCGUACAGCCAACAAGAAUCGCAUGGUCGCAGAUCUGGAUACGCCGGACACGCGGGAGCUGCGCAAGCUGAUAGAGGAGGUCGGGCACAAGUUGAAGGAAGUCGAGGAGGAUCCAGACUUUUCCAAGCACCAGGUGGUACACCAUGCGCGGGGCGAGCUACCAAAGUUGGAACAUGAAGUGGAUCUCUGGGCCACGAAAGGCUCCUUGCUGCAGCGAUUUCAAGUCUUGGUCCACGAAGCCGGUCUCAGCUGA
Cladocopium goreaui is the source of this 2586-nucleotide messenger RNA. The record is from the annotation of a GenBank genome assembly. NCBI's taxonomy places the organism in Eukaryota, Dinophyceae, Suessiales, Symbiodiniaceae.